Molecule: messenger RNA, 1515 nt
Organism: Tachysurus fulvidraco (yellow catfish)
Lineage: Eukaryota; Metazoa; Chordata; Actinopteri; Siluriformes; Bagridae
Product: cilia- and flagella-associated protein 36
Exons: 10
Coding region: 276-1388 (370 amino acids)
Cellular component (GO): ciliary base; axoneme
Source: RefSeq, a predicted model, not a curated record
CUUGGUCCAAUCCUAAUUGUCUCCCUGUUCCCUUUGUCAGUGCCCUACAUUUAGCACAGACUGCUGCACCCUAGUUAGUGCACUUUACUCUGUAAUGUUGGAUUGUAUUUGGGAUGCGGCCACAUUUUGUUUUGGCCCGGUCUCAGAUCUGAGGAAGACAAAUGUCCGAGCUCUCGGUGGUGAUUGUGUGCAGCAUUAAAUCCGUGCUGAGACGCUGCUCGGGCUGUUAGACAACAAUAACACUGAGACAGAGAGAGACAGAGCUGCUGCUGGUCAUGGCGGAGGACAGCGAGUGGGUCACCGAGAGCAUCGCCGCUUAUCUGGGCAGCACAGAGUGGCUCAUUCCGCUCACUGAUUUUAUAGAAAACAAAUGUUCAGUGUUUGACGACGAGGAGGAAAAUAAGUUAUCGUAUACCGAAAUCCAUCAGCAGUACAAACAGAUGGUAGAAAAGCUGUUAGAAAACUACAUGCAGGAAGUCGGCAUUAGCGAACAGCAGUUUCUGGACGCCUGCUCGUCUCCGUUCGCCAAGUCGAAAACCUUGCAGGCUCUGUUCCAGCCGGUGUUGGCCACAAACGACUUUCAGAUGUUUCGCUCGCUGAUGGUGCAGAAGAAUGUGGAGCUGCAGCUUCAGGCCCUGCGCGUCAUUAAGGAGAGGAACGGAGCCCUGCCUGAAUGUCUGACCGACGGUACGGAUGUGAUGAGCGAACUGGAGCAGCAGGAGAUGCAGAUCCUCCAGGAGGUCCUCAAGCGCUCCAAAGAGGAGUACGAGGAGGAGAUCGCUCGCAGACAACACCUCGCUCAGGAGGUGGGUUCAACGUCCACCGACCUCCAUGAGGAACCAGUGAGGAACGGCACUGACCCUCGGGCCGCCGCCCACUCACCCGCUCAGCCAAUCAACAUCCAGGGCAAGAAAGGAGACAAGGAGAAAUCUGAGCUGAGUUUAACCAGAAGAUCUCCUAAAGCCUCCGGUAACAAAGAUUGUAGCACAGAGACAAAAACACUACCAGCAGUCCGAGUACCAGUUAAAGCUCCUGCACCGCAGCUCACGUCCCGGGAGAAAAGUGGCCAUCAGGCAGCAGAGAGCUGGUUAGAGGAAGCGCGGAAGGAAGCAGGAAUCUCCAAACCUUUCCAAGAGCUGACGGUGGCGCAGCAGGAGCAGCUGCAGCAGAGAGCUGAGUAUCUGAGGCAGCAGAGAGACAAACUGCAGGCGCUGAGGAAAGAGCAGAAAGGCAAAUCCGUCAACGUAGAGGAAACCCCGUCCCCGACGCCCACCCCCACCCCCACAACCGCUCCUCACACACAGGAAAUCUCAGUUGAGGAGAAAAAGAAGCUGCAGAAGAGAAAACACCUGGCAGAGAAACUGAAAGAAGAAGUCAUCAAAAAAUAACAUGGAUUACAAUUAAUCUCUCUCUCUCUCUCUCUCUCUCUCUCUCUCUCUCUCUCUCUCUCUCUCUCUCUCACUGACUAACUCACUCACUCUCUCUCCCUCUCACUCACUCACUCCCUCUCUCUCU